AUGGCUGAAGAAGAGAUUGCUGCAUUAGUUGUCGACAAUGGCUCUGGUAUGUGCAAAGCCGGUUUCGCUGGAGAUGAUGCUCCACGUGCUGUGUUCCCAUCAAUUGUCGGUCGUCCACGUCAUCAAGGUGUGAUGGUUGGAAUGGGACAAAAAGAUUCUUAUGUUGGAGAUGAAGCUCAAAGCAAACGUGGUAUUCUCACCUUGAAAUAUCCAAUUGAGCACGGAAUCGUCACCAACUGGGAUGAUAUGGAAAAAAUCUGGCAUCACACUUUCUACAAUGAAUUGCGUGUUGCCCCUGAAGAACAUCCAGUCUUGUUGACUGAAGCCCCAUUGAAUCCAAAAGCAAACAGAGAGAAGAUGACUCAAAUCAUGUUCGAAACUUUCAAUACACCAGCAAUGUACGUUGCCAUCCAAGCUGUGCUCUCCUUGUACGCUUCUGGUCGUACCACCGGUAUUGUGUUGGAUUCUGGUGAUGGCGUUUCGCACACAGUCCCAAUUUAUGAGGGAUACGCUUUACCUCAUGCCAUUCUCCGUUUGGAUUUGGCUGGUCGUGAUUUGACUGAUUUCCUUAUGAAAAUUUUAACUGAACGUGGCUACACAUUCACAACCACUGCCGAACGUGAAAUUGUCCGUGACAUCAAAGAAAAAUUAUGUUACGUCGCCUUGGACUUUGAACAAGAAAUGGCCACAGCAGCAUCAUCAAGUUCUUUGGAGAAAUCUUAUGAACUUCCUGACGGACAAGUCAUCACAAUCGGAAAUGAACGUUUCCGUUGUCCUGAGACAAUGUUUCAACCAUCAUUCAUUGGAAUGGAAUCUAACGGUAUUCACGAGACAACAUACAACUCAAUCAUGAAGUGCGAUGUUGAUAUCCGUAAGGACUUGUACGCCAACACUGUUCUUUCGGGAGGUACCACAAUGUUCCCUGGAAUCGCUGACCGUAUGCAGAAAGAAAUCACUGCUUUAGCACCAUCAACAAUGAAGAUCAAGAUAAUUGCACCACCAGAACGUAAAUACUCUGUCUGGAUUGGUGGAUCCAUUUUAGCCUCGCUCUCAACCUUCCAACAAAUGUGGAUCAGCAAACAAGAAUAUGAUGAAUCCGGCCCAUCAAUUUCGAGUAAAGGAAAAAUAUACAAAUUAAAAAUCAAAAUGUGUGAAGAAGAAGUUGCUGCAUUAGUUGUCGACAAUGGCUCCGGUAUGUGCAAAGCCGGUUUCGCUGGAGAUGAUGCUCCACGUGCUGUGUUCCCAUCAAUUGUCGGUCGUCCACGUCAUCAAGGUGUGAUGGUUGGAAUGGGACAAAAAGAUUCUUAUGUUGGAGAUGAAGCUCAAAGCAAACGUGGUAUUCUCACCUUGAAAUAUCCAAUUGAGCACGGAAUCGUCACCAACUGGGAUGAUAUGGAAAAAAUCUGGCAUCACACUUUCUACAAUGAAUUGCGUGUUGCCCCUGAAGAACAUCCAGUCUUGUUGACUGAAGCCCCAUUGAAUCCAAAAGCAAACAGAGAGAAGAUGACUCAAAUCAUGUUCGAAACUUUCAAUACACCAGCAAUGUACGUUGCCAUCCAAGCUGUGCUCUCCUUGUACGCUUCUGGUCGUACCACCGGUAUUGUGUUGGAUUCUGGUGAUGGCGUUUCGCACACAGUCCCAAUUUAUGAGGGAUACGCUUUACCUCAUGCCAUUCUCCGUUUGGAUUUGGCUGGUCGUGAUUUGACUGAUUAUUUGAUGAAGAUUCUCACUGAACGUGGAUACUCUUUCCCAACCACUGCCGAACGUGAAAUUGUCCGUGACAUCAAAGAAAAAUUAUGUUACGUCGCCUUGGACUUUGAACAAGAAAUGGCCACAGCAGCAUCAUCAAGUUCUUUGGAGAAAUCUUAUGAACUUCCUGAUGGACAAGUCAUCACAAUCGGAAAUGAACGUUUCCGUUGCCCAGAAGCUCUCUUCCAACCAUCAUUCUUGGGAAUGGAAGCUUGCGGUAUUCACGAGACAACAUACAACUCAAUCAUGAAGUGCGAUGUUGAUAUCCGUAAGGACUUGUACGCCAACACUGUUCUUUCGGGAGGUACCACAAUGUUCCCUGGAAUCGCUGACCGUAUGCAGAAAGAAAUCACUGCUUUAGCACCAUCAACAAUGAAGAUCAAGAUCAUUGCACCACCAGAACGUAAAUACUCUGUCUGGAUUGGUGGAUCCAUUUUAGCUUCACUCUCAACCUUCCAACAAAUGUGGAUCAGCAAACAAGAAUAUGAUGAAUCUGGCCCAUCAAUUGUUCACCGCAAAUGCUUCUAAAUCAAUCGUAUUCGUAUUCAAUUAACAUCAAAAAUCAAAACCUACAUCA
This is a messenger RNA of Clunio marinus, 2326 nucleotides long. NCBI's taxonomy places the organism in Eukaryota, Metazoa, Arthropoda, Insecta, Diptera, Chironomidae. The record is from the annotation of a GenBank genome assembly.